AUGACAACGAUUCCAUCCAACUCCGAAUCACAAAGUCUUAUUACUGAAAAAACACAGUUUGAAGUCGGAAGAAGUUUAUAUUGCGAUUCAUCAGCUGGCUUGAAGCAGAACAUUGAAGAUUUACCCCAUCCAAACCAUCGACGAGCAAUAGGCCUCACCGAUCAUGACCACCCACAAUAUUACGAUCAAGUUUGGUUAGAUCAUCAACAAGCUCCGUCAUUAACUAGGUUUUCAGAAAACGUUCUUCCAGAAAACCCUCCAAGGUCUUCCCAACACACUUCAAGUUCCAGUCCACCCUUAUCACAAGCCGACUGGGAGAACUACGUGUUUCACAUCCUUCAUGAGAUUGAGGAGCAGGAAUCAGUCAAUCAUAACUCAAAUGGAAACCAAUUUGCUGGAUAUUACCGAACACAAUCGGAGGGGGUAAUUAAUGAUCAGUCCAGUAGGAGUACUCAGCCUCCAGUAACUUGUAUUCCAACAAUACCUGAUCAUGGCCCCAUACAACCUCCAGCAAUGAUAGAAAACCCCAGACUCUCAACAUCUCAUCUUCCAAAUCAUCGGGGAAUCAUGGUCCAAGAGAAUAAUGAACUUGGCUACCGCGAGUCACUCAUACCAGGAUCCAACGGAUUAUCAAAUCCAAAUGGGGCUUUCAUUGGCAGUGUGCAAAACAGAAAAGAAACGAGAAUACCGAUGACGGUCACGAACAUCAACGGACACUCAGCUAGUCCAGAGCCCAUGUCCCAGAACGGGCUCCUUGAACCAUCGGAUCUUGGAUCCCUCUUGCGAGGCCUAGAACAAGGCUUGGUUGAAGUUCUUGGUCAGAACAGGAGACACAACAACAUCAACAAGAGCCAUUCGAAAUCGUCCGACCAUCCAACUCUACAUCCAUCGCUGGCCGGGAAAACACCUACGCUUGGCAUGCAUCAGUCUUCGCCCACCGGUCCUAAUUACUCCAAUCUGCCUGCAACAGCGACACCUUCCGACACUUCUAAUCCGGAAAUCCCCGUCAAUUUCUCCUAUCAAGCUUUGCUCCAUUCCGAGCUUCCUCCGAUCCAGCUUUCUCCAACUAACACUCCUCCACCUUUUUACCCAGAGCAUCCAAAUUCUGGAAGGUUCAAUCAUCACCCUUUCUUCAAAGACAUUGGAAAAUCAUACAUGCGUGUUGCGAAUUUGGGGCCACUUCAUCCUCCUGAGACUCAUUCGAACAGAGGGGGGCCAUUGAACCAACAGUCAGGUGAGAUCUUAUCAGAGGAAACAUGGGUGGAUUUUGAUCGAGUCAGUCCGAUUCCGACGAACCACAACAACAACAAGUCGAAAGCCCAAGGCUUGAUUACUAGACCGACAGGGGAUGAUAAGCACAGCACAGCAGAGCCUCCCAGAUUUCUCGGACGUGGUUCAACUUCCAGCCCAACGGAUCGUGACGAUCAAAGGUCGAAAAUCUUCAGGUUUGACGCCCAAGUGUUUCGGUUUGGAUCUGCGGAAGGAAUGGCGCAGACAGACCAUCAUGAAGGGUUCUAUCAAGAGUUCAUCGACGAGAUCCAAGCGACUCCGUCCAAAGAACUCGUCAUUUUGGAUUGUCCUUCGAUCAAGAGGUACCGCAACUUGAUCAAACAGAUCGUCCAUUCUCAAGCGUUACUUGCAGAAGACCACUCCCCGCUAAGUCCAAAACGGCAAAAACUUGAAGAUGGUGAUCGUUCACGAGGACCCGAGCGGACGAAAAGGGUGAAGAAAAUGAGGUUGGCGGAGCGACGAUCGAUGCUGACGGAGGCGACGAAUCUGGUGUUCAAGAACCGUCGACUAUGGUACAAGUUCUGGGGCGAGCGGACGGGGAUCCACUUCGAGACGGUGGAGGUGCUGCACAAGGCCGGAUACUCGCAAAAGCUGGUGGAGAACGAAUUUGUGUUGUUCAUCUUCUAUGUGGAUAUGAUUGCGACGAUCAUCCCGGUCUACGACUCCGAAAGGAUCACCGACCCGGCGCAGCGGGCUCUUCUGCGCGAUUAUUAUAGUGCCCGAUUGCUCGAGAAUGCUCUCAAUAGAUAUAGGCUCUUGGGCAUCGUCCAGGUCCAUCUGGGCGAGCUCCAUACUUACGUCAGACCGAAAUCUAAAAAACCUCGAAUUCGAAAAAAAUCCCUGUCUUCGACUCGCCGUCAUCAUCAUCCUUCGAAAACAACAACAACGAAGUCUUCGACUUCGAUCAAUUAUCUUGAUGAUGAUGAUGAUGAUCCGGAUUACAAGAAGUUUUGUGGCAGGGAUCUGUUGGCUAAAUUGUGGCUCUCACUAGCGGCAUUCAUCAAAAGCUUGCCAUCCGAAUAUCAGAUCCUUCGUGAUAUCUUGCUCGAAGAGAGACAUCCUUAUGUGUCCCAUUAUCCGAAAAUGUUCUUCAAUGAUCUCUUCUCUUACUCUAUCCUCAUCUUAAACCAACGCUUGAAAUCUUAUUAUUCACGUUCAUGA
Puccinia graminis f. sp. tritici CRL 75-36-700-3 is the source of this 2451-nucleotide messenger RNA. RefSeq lists its product as uncharacterized. The transcript has a single exon. Bases 1 to 2451 code for a protein of 816 amino acids. The record is from RefSeq and is a predicted model, not a curated record. NCBI's taxonomy places the organism in Eukaryota, Fungi, Basidiomycota, Pucciniomycetes, Pucciniales, Pucciniaceae.